ACUCCCCUCGCCUCCUCCCUUCUCACUAUACUUUUCUACACGCAUUCACACACGCUAACGACAUCAUGUUCCGCACCAUCAGAUCUGCCUCAGCUGUUGCAAGGGCCAUGCCCCGCAUGAAUGUUGCUACCCAGCAGCAGAAGCGCUUCCUGUCGAUUCACGAGUACCUCUCCAUGGAGCUUCUCCAGAAGCAGGGGAUCAAAACCCCUCGUGGCGGCGUCGCAAAGACCGGAUCCGAGGCCUAUGCUGUUGCCGAGAAGCUCGGAACCGAGGACAUGGUGAUCAAGGCUCAAGUUCUCGCUGGUGGUCGUGGCAAGGGCACAUUCGACUCUGGUCUCAAAGGAGGUGUUCGCACUAUUUUCUCCCCUCGCGAGGCCCAGAUGUUUGCGGACCAGAUGCUUGGACACAAACUGGUCACCAAGCAGACCGGUGCUCACGGCAAGAUCUGCAACUCUGUCUACAUUUGCGAACGCCAGUAUGUCCGUCGCGAGUACUACUUUGCUGUUUUGAUGGAUCGCAAGUCCCAGGGCCCUGUCAUGGUCGCCUCCUCUCAGGGUGGUGUUGACAUCGAGUCAGUCGCGGCUGAGAACCCCGAGGCCAUUCUUCAGCUUCCUAUCGAUAUCAACAAGGGCGUCGAUCGUGCUGCUGUUCGUGACCUUGCCGAGCGCAUGGGAUUCACCCCCAGAUGCAUUGAUCAGGCUACCGACACUAUGAUCAACCUCUACGACCUCUUUAUGCAGAAGGAUGCUACCAUGGUCGAGAUCAACCCCAUGGCCGAGUCCGCUGACCACGAAGUCAUCUGCAUGGACGCCAAGAUCAAUUUUGACGACAAUGCCGAGUUCCGCCAGAAGGAGGUGUUUGCCCUUCGUGACAUUAGUCAGGAGGAUCCCCGUGAGGUUUCAGCUAGCAAAUACAACCUGAACUACAUCGGACUGGACGGAUCGAUCGGAUGUUUGGUCAACGGAGCUGGUUUGGCCAUGUCGACAAUGGAUAUUAUCAAGUUGCAUGGUGGCGAGCCCGCCAACUUUUUGGAUGUCGGCGGUGGAGCAACGGCUGAGCAGGUCACGGAGGCAUUCAAUAUUAUUUCGUCCGAUCCCCGAGUGACGACGAUCUUCACCAACAUCUUUGGCGGCAUCAUGUCGUGCCAUGUGAUUGCGCAGGGCAUCAUUGCGGCGGCCUCGACGCUGCAGUUGCAGAUCCCAUUGGUGGUCCGUCUUCAGGGUACGGAGGUCGAUGAGGCCAAGAAGCUGAUUGCAGAGUCUGGAUUGAGAAUCAUUACGUCAGAUGACUUGGAUGAUGCAGCGAGUAAGUCGGUCAAGCUGAGCAAGAUGGUUAACAUGGCCCGCGAGGCACAGAUCAACGUCAGCUUUGAGCUGCCUCUCUAGAGCGACGGCGUGGAGCACUACAGGAGAUGGAGUGCGCGUAUGGGUGGGUAUAUAGUCAAUGGAAUCAGUAAGAGUCUUUAGGACAAUGUAUACAAAGCAGUCAUUUGCUAUACAUUUAGGCCUUGAAAGAAGACAUUUUGAAGGAUCAGAACUGCAACAGGAGCCAAGGGCUGUAGGUUGCAGCGGUCCCCUUUUCCGCGUAGGUCAAAACAAAGAAACGAUGAAAAUAGAGCUGCAGUCUGCCUGCAUACAACCUCC
Gamsiella multidivaricata is the source of this 1643-nucleotide messenger RNA. Its product is annotated as succinyl-CoA ligase subunit beta. The transcript has 5 exons. Bases 66 to 1385 code for a protein of 439 amino acids. Gene Ontology annotation, molecular function: ATP binding; metal ion binding; succinate-CoA ligase (ADP-forming) activity. The record is from RefSeq and is a predicted model, not a curated record. Gene Ontology annotation, biological process: tricarboxylic acid cycle; succinyl-CoA metabolic process. Lineage: Eukaryota; Fungi; Mortierellomycota; Mortierellomycetes; Mortierellales; Mortierellaceae. Gene Ontology annotation, cellular component: mitochondrion; succinate-CoA ligase complex.